Molecule: messenger RNA, 1675 nt
Organism: Daphnia carinata
Lineage: Eukaryota; Metazoa; Arthropoda; Branchiopoda; Diplostraca; Daphniidae
Product: serine-rich adhesin for platelets-like
Exons: 7
Coding region: 115-1449 (444 amino acids)
Source: RefSeq, a predicted model, not a curated record
CAUCAUCAGUCGCUCACCAUCAGUUGAACAUUUAGUCCACUACAGCAGGAACAACAUUCAGAUUCUUUUUUGGAACUAACAUUGUAGACGGAAGACAAAACAAAACAACAAAAAAUGAAUAUCUCAUUGCUAUUGCUCUUGGGUGCCUUCUGCAUCGUCGCUGCAACUGACGUGGCCGUGAACAGCAAAAUCGCGAAUGUGACCGAUAGCGAAAUUCCAAGGGACAAACGUGGAUAUUCGUCUGCAUCAUCCGGCGGUGGCAGUUACAACGCCUCACCAUCAGUCACCGUUCCCAACAUUCCGGAAUCCAACGAUCCUUACUCUACUGGAAGCUCUUCUUCCUAUUCUAGCUCAGCAUCCAGCGGAUCGUCAUAUGAAUCCAGCCAAAACACGCCCUCGUAUUCAUCACCGGUUAAUUACAAUCCGGACCCAGCUCCCGCUCCUGCCAGCUACGGUUCUUCGUCCGUUAGCAGCUACGAAUCCAGCCACGCACCUUCGUAUCCAUCGCCUGCCCCAUCCAGCUAUGGCUCCUCAUCCAGCAGCAGCUACGAAUCGAGCCACACUCCUUCGUAUCCGUCACCAGCACCUGCUCCAGCUCCUUCAAGUUAUGGAUCCUCAUCUGGAAAUAGCUAUGCCUCAAGCCAUACUCCUUCGUAUCCAGCUCCGUCCCCGGUUAGUUACGGUAGCUCAUCUUCCGGAAGCAGCAGCUAUGGAUCUUCUUCUGGAUCGCAUGGACCUAGUGCUACAUCGCUGGCCGAACAGGCCGCCAAUCAAGCCAGUGCGGCCCAAAAUGCUCAAGCCGGAGCAGCAGCCCAAGCGGCCCAACAAGCCACUGCCCAACUUGCUGCCCAAGCAUCUCAAGCUGCUCAACAGGCCCAGGCUAUUGUCACGGCCAAACAGGCUCAGACAGCCAUGAUUACUCAAGCUGCACAAGCAGCCCAAUCAGCUGCAUUAGCCGAAGCUACCUUGGCCAGUCAAGUUCAAUUGGCAUUCCAGGCCGUUCAAAGCACCCAAGUUCAAGCCGUUCAGCUCGCCCAGUCUAUCCAGAAUCUCGCCCAGGCAGCUACCAACCACGCCACAACUGCCACUUCAGCAGUUCAAGCAAUCCAGGCCGUCCAAGCUGCCCAGAGCCAAAUGGCAUCUCAAGCUCAACAGAAUGCUGCACAUCUCGCUCAGAAGCAACAAGCCAGUCUUGCUGAUUUGGCAUCCGCCCAACAGGCCGCUAACAAAGCAGCUGCUGCUGCCUCGGCUGCCCAAUCGAACGUUUCUGGUGGUGGAUCCUACUCGACUGGCUAUGGCAGUGGUAGCAGCAGCAGCCACGGAAGCAGCUCAUCCGCAUAUGGCUCUUCAUCCAGCAGCUAUGGUAGCAUGUCCUCAUCGUCGACCACAUACGGAAGUUCAUCGGGCGGAUCCAGCUAUGGAAGUUCGUCCGGAGCUGCCAGCUAUUAAUACAGUUUACAAAAGAGAUUGGCAUCAGCCAUGACACACCCAUUAACCGAUACUCUGUACUACGACAAAUGCGAAAUAUGUCUUUAAGCAUCGACGUCCAGCUGUGCUGCGUCUUUGAAUUUAAUAACAAAUGAUUUUUUCUUUUUUUUUUUUUAAAGAAUAUACAAUAUAAUAUUUCAGUUGAUCUCUUGAGAAUGGAAAUCAUAAUACAAUAUAGUGGAUGGUA